This is a messenger RNA of Spea bombifrons (plains spadefoot toad), 1140 nucleotides long. RefSeq names its product retinol dehydrogenase 11-like. The transcript is spliced from 6 exons. The record is from RefSeq and is a predicted model, not a curated record. Bases 25 to 1008 code for a protein of 327 amino acids. Lineage: Eukaryota; Metazoa; Chordata; Amphibia; Anura; Pelobatidae.
CUUUGUGCCGGAGGUAGUGCAGACAUGGAGUUACCCUCUGCCCUCGGCCACCCCGGCUGGUUCUUUACUGCCCUCCUUCUGGCCGUUAUCCUGCGGCUCCAGAGAAAAGGCAGCUGGACCCCCCGAAAAUGCCGCGUCGACCUGACCGGGAAAACGGCCAUAGUGACCGGGGCCAACACAGGUAUCGGGAAGAGCGUAGCCAUGGAUCUGGCCCGGAGGAACGCGCGGGUGAUCCUGGCCUGCCGCAGUAGAGAGCGAGGACAGAAGGCCGUGGAGGAGGUUCGAGAGGCGACGGGGAACCAGAAGGUGUCUCUGGGGAUCCUGGACACCAGCAGCCUGUCCUCGGUCCGAGCCUUCGCCCAACGGACCCUGCUGGAGGAGAAGAGGCUGGACAUCCUGAUCAACAACGCCGGCGCGUCAGGGCUGCCACAUUCCAUGACUGCGGAUGGACUGGAGAACACCUUCGUCACCAAUCACCUGGGGCCAUUCCUGCUCACUAACCUGCUACUGGAUCUCAUGAAGCGCUCUGCCCCAAGCCGCAUAGUCUUUGUCUCGUCCUUCAUCCACAGCAAGGGGGUAAUAAACCCAAGACACCUGAAGGGGGAAGAUCUCCAGAGCUUACAUAUCAGUGACUAUUACAGCAGCACCAAGCUGAUGAACCUGGUGUGCGCCAACGAGCUGGCCAGGAGGCUGCAGGGAACCGGAGUGACGGUCACCAGCCAGAACCCCGGCGUGGUGGUAACCGAGGCCAUGAGGAACUACAAUAUCGUUAUGAGAUUCAUCUUUCACCUUCUGGGCUUCUUCUUCUUCAAGUCCGCCGAGGAGGGGGCCGCCAGCACCAUAUUCUGCGCUGUGUCCGAGGAAGCCGAAGGAAUGACGGGAAAGUACGUGGAUAGCGACUGCACGGUGGUGCUGCCCGCCGAGAACGCGCGCGAUCCGGAUGUGGCCAAGAAGCUGUGGGAGGCCUGUGAGUCGGCCACGGGACUGGACGGCCGUGAAGGACAGUGACCGGGGCCGGCCUUCGGUGUGCAGGCGCCCUGUGCGGACUACUUCUCUGGCGCCCCCCUCGACAAAAAAGAAAGGGAAAAAAUCUUGUAACAAACAACUAGUUUUAAUUAGAGAUUAUUUAUGUGCAAACAA